GCCUAAUAACUUAGUAAGCCGAUUGAUUGAUCAGGUUUUUCUUUACGUGUCACGAAUUUGUUUCUACGUUCAAAGUUUUCAAAAUUGGGUGAAUUAGGGAAAGUAGAUUUUCAGGUUACAGUUGUAGUCCAGGUCUGAGAUGCGAUAUAUGUGGUCUUUCUUAAGUUGAAUGUUUUCGACUGCAGGGGACCAGUGUGUGUUACACAACCGUUCACUGAAGUCAUUCUGAAAAUAGUAGACAUUAGAGAGACGAUUCGCGCAGUUUAUCUUUAUAGAAUAAGGUGAAUCAACCUGAAAGUACAAUUAUUCCUCUCCUUACCAGGCUUUAAGGGUUCUCCAGUAGUAACUGGCACAAGGUCAUUACUGCACAAUUUUUGAAUCAUCCUACUGGAAGGCUUUUGAAGCACUUCAGGCAGCAACAUGGGUUUCCUUGCUGGAAUUUUUAGAAACUAUGGCCUGUUUUGUGCUCAACACCCAUGGCAAGUGAUCUUCCUGGUUUUAACAUCCACAGUAGCCAUCAUCAGUAGCCAAGGAAUGCACACACUCAAUCGCGCGCGUGACUCGCUGGGCUCGCCACAACCUCUGGACAUAGUGCUAAUGACGACAGUGCGAGCUGUGGCUGUAUUAUACAGCUAUCACAGAUUACGUUCUUUACACCGAUCCCACUCUAGAUUUGUCUUGAGUUUGGCGGGACUUUUUACUGUCUUCUCCAGUUUUGUUUUCACUUGCAGCGUCGUCAACGUCAUGCAAAGUGACCUUUCUGACCUGAAGGACGCCCUCUUCUUUUUCCUUCUCCUAAUUGAUGUAGUCAAGGCUUGCACCCUUGCUUACUGGUCACUUAGUUGCUCGGUUCGUAAUGCAGCCGAAGUGUCGUUGUGCAUCUCUCAAGGCAUGGCUGUCCUUGGCCCUGCCAUUACGCUCGACACAUUGGUUGAAACUCUUGUCAUAGGUGUAGGAACCUUGUCAGGAGUUCGAAGGUUAGAAGUCCUAUGCGGCUAUGGAUGCAUGUCAGCCGUCGUCAACUAUGUAGUCUUCAUGACAUUUUAUCCAGCCUGUCUGGCCCUCGUGUUAGAGCUCUCAAACAAGCCAGAAGUGAUGGACAGCGACGCUACUGUGGAUUCUUGCAAGGUCGACCAGUCAACCGCUUUCCAAUGGCAACACCGUGUAAAACUUCUUAAACAAAUGAUGGCAAUGGAACAACCGAAUCCCUUAGUUCAGCGAGUCAAGCUUAUCAUGGCUGCUGGGUUAAUGGUUGUUCACGCUCACAGUCAGUGGGUAUUUUUACAAGAUGGAAAGAUUUUAAGCCCUGAAAAGGCAGGGGCUACCUUCGGCCCGGCCUCUGUUGCCGACGUGGCGGCGGAAGACUCGGUGCUUCGGUGGCUUUCCGACCAAAGGGCUGAUCAGCUGGUACUGUUGAUUCUUAUUGCAGCAUUAACUAUCAAGUUUACCUUUUUCGACGAUCGGACUCAUCAGACUCACCAUUUCCGAAAUCGCUGCGUAUCAUUCGUUUUGUCUGAUAACUCAGAAGAAUUGCCGUGUGAUGUCGAAGACAAAGAAGUUCAAACUGACCAAUGCGAUGAGGUGGAGCACGUAGAAGAGGAGCUUUCUUCUGCAAAACUCGUCAAUCGUACUCUGGACGAAAGCCUAACAACUUUGAAGCUUGCUGCUAGCCAAGUGACGGACCAAGAAGUACUGAAGCUUAUAGAAGCCCGAAAGAUUGAACUACGGCAGCUGGAAAAGGUGUUGGGAGACGCAGAGCGCGGCGUUCGCAUUCGUAGACGUGUUCUUUCACAGAUGGGUGGACCCCAUGUGGAAGAUGCUGUGGUACGGGUGCCCUAUAAGGCAUACGAUUACUCCAAAGUCGUAGGCGUGUGCUGCGAAAACGUCAUCGGGUAUGUACCGCUACCCGUCGGUUAUGCUGGCCCGUUAUUGGUGGAUGGAGAACCUUACUUUCUUCCAAUGGCCACCACUGAGGGCUGUUUGGUUGCCUCGACAAAUCGUGGAUGCAGUGCCCUUUCGUAUAACGGUGGAGUCCGAACUCAACUAAUCGCGGAUGGUAUGAGCCGUGGACCAGUAUUUCGGCUGCCUGAUAUUCGCAGAGCAGCGGCCGUGAUGCGCUGGCUCGAGGAACCGGCUAAUAUAGAUCUAUUGAAAAAGAGUUUCAAUGCAACUAGCCGAUUCGGCCGGUUGCAAAAAAUUCGUUGUCAAAUUGCUGGACGCCAUUUAUUCAUCCGCUUUGUAGCCAAGACGGGCGACGCAAUGGGGAUGAAUAUGGUGUCGAAAGGAACUGAAGCAGCCAUCAAAGUGUUACAAAGUUAUUUUAAUGACUUGGCUGUGGUCAGUCUAAGCGGUAACUUUUGCACGGACAAAAAGCCGGCUGCUGUUAAUUGGCUUGACGGCCGCGGAAAAUCCGUCGUCUGCGAAGCCAUUAUUCCUGCAUCGAUCGUUCGCGACAAACUCAAAACCAACGUUUCAGCGUUGGUGGAUUUAAAUAUAUCAAAGAAUCUUAUUGGAUCUUCCAUUGCUGGAUCCAUCGGUGGCUUCAAUGCACAUGCUGCGAAUAUCGUGUCUGCCAUUUUCAUUGCCACCGGUCAGGAUCCCGCACAGGUGGUCUCUAGUAGCAAUUGCAUGACGUUAAUGGAACCCUGGGGUUCGGAUAUGCAAGAUUUGUAUAUUUCCUGCACGAUGCCAUCACUAGAAGUUGGAACCAUAGGAGGCGGGACCUGGCUCCCUGCGCAGGGCGCCUGUCUUGAAAUGCUUGGUUUGCGAGGAUCGAACGUGGAAGAGCCUGGAGCCAACGCAAGUCGAUUAGCACGUAUUAUCUGUGCGGCCGUUUUGGCAGGCGAGCUCUCACUUAUGUCUUCUCUGGCGGCAGGCACUCUUGUGCAGUCUCACAUGACGCAUAAUCGAUCGUAUGCCAACCUAACGCCAUGUUUCUCUUCGUAGUUAUUCCUUGUUGCCAUUACUUUAGCGUACGGUGUUUUGUGGAUUGAGAAGAAAGAUAAAUUAUCUUUCGAAUGAAAUUGAUUAAUUGACGUGCUCUUUGUAAACAUUUGAAAAGAACAAGAAUGGAAUUUUGAUGUAUCCACUGCCCGUUGACACCGUUGUAGAAUUUGACAAACUGUGCAGUAUCUUAUGAUAUAUAUUAUUGAGUGGUUAGAGGUUAUAUAUAUAAUAUAGUGUUGCGAUCACGUCAGUGGAGUUUCUUUUUAAUCCUUGGUAAAGGUGAACUCAAAAAUGGAAUUUUGUUAAAUAAAUAAUAAAUGUUUGGA
This is a messenger RNA of Daphnia magna, 3272 nucleotides long. It is a transcript of the gene Hmgcr, whose product is annotated as 3-hydroxy-3-methylglutaryl-coenzyme A reductase. Gene Ontology annotation, molecular function: protein binding; hydroxymethylglutaryl-CoA reductase (NADPH) activity. Gene Ontology annotation, biological process: isoprenoid biosynthetic process; coenzyme A metabolic process; sterol biosynthetic process. Gene Ontology annotation, cellular component: peroxisomal membrane; endoplasmic reticulum membrane. Lineage: Eukaryota; Metazoa; Arthropoda; Branchiopoda; Diplostraca; Daphniidae. The record is from RefSeq and is a predicted model, not a curated record.